Messenger RNA from Coniosporium apollinis CBS 100218, 1404 nucleotides. RefSeq names its product aminotransferase, classes I and II. The record is from RefSeq and is a predicted model, not a curated record. Gene Ontology annotation, molecular function: pyridoxal phosphate binding. Bases 1 to 1404 code for a protein of 467 amino acids. Gene Ontology annotation, biological process: biosynthetic process. The transcript has 3 exons. Lineage: Eukaryota; Fungi; Ascomycota; Dothideomycetes.
AUGGCAAACGCUAUCCGCGACGUCAACCGCAGCGUCGCCCCACAACCCGAUACUAACCCCUCCACAGAACUGACCUCCGCCGUCCACCGCCAGUUCCGCAACUCGCACGAAGGCCACCGCCCCCACGCCGGCCUCGACCCAACCCGCGCCUCCACAGGCGUCGUCUGGACUUCCGAACGCGCCUACGAGCAAGGCUACCUCGACGACCCGUCCUCGUGGGCGAAUCUCGGGCAGGGGGCUCCCGAAGUCGAUGACGAGAUCGAGGGAUGCUUCGAGCGGCCGCAUAGUAUCGAUGUGUCGAUGACUGGCAGGGAGUACGGGCCCACGGCGGGGAUUAAGCCGCUGCGGGAGGCGGUGGCGAGGCUGUAUAACGAGCAUCAUCGCAAAGGGAAGAGGAGCCAGUAUAGCUGGGAGAAUGUGUGUAUUGUACCGGGGGGAAGGGCGGGGUUGAUUCGCAUUGCGGCGGUCCUCGGGAAUGCGUAUUUGGGGUUCUUUAUUCCGGAUUAUACGGCGUAUAAUGAGAUGUUGAGCCUCUUCCGCAAUAUCGCAGAAGAAAUCGCGCGCGGCACCUCCGUUAUCCUCACCUCAAACCCACGCAACCCAACCGGCAUGGUGGUCAAGAACCCCGAGCUUGCCCAGAUCCAAGACAUCUGUCGGGACCGCGCCACUCUCAUCAUGGACGAGUUCUACUGCGGCUACAACUACACCAGCAACUGUGACGGGACCGUCAUCAGCGCGGCCGACAACGUCGAAGAUGUUGAUGAAGAUGAUGUACUGAUCAUCGACGGCCUGACCAAACGCUUCCGUCUCCCUGGCUGGCGCGUCGCCUGGAUCCUCGGCCCGAAGGAAUUCAUCAAAGCCAUCGGCUCCUGCGGCUCCUACCUCGAUGGCGGGACCAAUGUGCCCUUUCAAGAGGCCGCGGUCUCGAUGCUCGAGCCGACGAAAGUGCGCAACGAGAUGCGCGCGCUGCAGCGGCACUUUAUGGAGAAGCGGGACUAUGUCAUUGGACGCCUGCGCGAGAUGGGGUUCAAGAUUGACUUUGUGCCGAAUAGCACGUUUUACCUGUGGCUGGAUCUGGAGUGCUUGCCGGAGGAGAUCAACGAUGGGCUCAACUUCUUCGCGGCGUGUUUGAAGGAGAAGACGAUUGUGGUGCCUGGCAUCUUCUUCGACCUGAAUCCGAGCAAGAGGAGGGAUCUUUUCGAUUCGCCUUGUCAUCACUUCGUCCGCCUCUCCUACGGCCCCCGCAUGGAAACCCUCGUCAAAGGCAUGGACGCCAUCCAGCGCAUCGUCUCGAGGCACACCGGCCGCCAGUUCCCAAAUCGUCCCGCGACGCAGCAGCCACACACCUCUCCGAAGCGGGCCAGGAGGCCGUCGAUGGCGGCGGAUAUCAUGGGCGGUGUCUAG